This is a messenger RNA of Phalacrocorax carbo (great cormorant), 7438 nucleotides long. Lineage: Eukaryota; Metazoa; Chordata; Aves; Suliformes; Phalacrocoracidae. The record is from RefSeq and is a predicted model, not a curated record.
CUCACACAGUUUGGAUUUUGCUUUGAGCAGCUUGGUCUUUGUUGAAGACCGUGGUACCAUGCAUAGUUAGUGGAUUUGUAAAGUGUUGAAGUGAUAGUUACUGAGUAAUGAGACUGAGCUUUCAAACUUACUAGUCCACAAUGUAAAUCAUUUCCUAGCUGAGCAUGUCGACUGUGUCAGGUGACACAGCAGAUGCAUUUCUCCCUGUGCUGCUUAAGGGAUCUGGUCAUGACUGAGUGAACUGCAUUAACAAAGGAAUAUAUGGCCAUAUUGAGAGUAACGAUGCAGGCAAAAGCAUGGUGCUGCCUAAAGUAAAACAACGGUGUGACAUACUACUUUUUAACUGUAUAGUACUUACAUUAUGAAAACAAGAUACUAAUUAAUGCAUAUUUAUUAAAAACAAUUUGCACAUUGCCUUAUGGAAGGAAUGAGAAGGAAUCUGUGGAUGAAAAUUUGUUUCUCGGAAACACGGCAACCUGAGCAUUGUGACAUAUAAUCUCGCAUCAUCCACAUUUUGCAUGCCUGGCUCCUUGCAUGGAGUCACAUAACCCUGAGUGAAGUGUGAUCCAGUGAGCUGGGCUACAUGAGUUCAGGAGGGGAGGCAUGUGCCUGCUGCCUCUAGCGCUCAUCUGACUUAUUCACGAGUUGUCUCAGCUUGCUAAAAUGGCACACCAAAAACCAGAAGUUUGCAGUAGGAUGCCAUCGAUGAGCUUGAAACUGCUUCUAAGCAAGGGUGAAGGAGAAGCACCCACAGGAGGAAAGGCAGGUAUCCAAGGGUAAUGCUUGUAACAACUAGUAUGUAGUAUGUGCGUUAUGUUAUUCCUCUCCUUGAUUCCCUUCCUGCGCGCUUACUCAGGGAGCCCCUCUCUGAGGUGUAUGGUGGAUAAGCAGCUGCAGCAAAGCAGGAGGCACAGGGAGCCUUGGGCCCCAGGGGAGUUCGUUGCAGCAUCCCAAUCCAUUGCCCCCCGUUCAUGCUUCAGUCCUUUUAUUUUCACUAGGAGUGGUCACACAAAAGAUCAGCGGCACAGUUCCUCACUGCAUCGCAGCCACCAGCUCUCUUUCUAUGGAAGUUAAACUGUCAUGAAUUGUUUUCCUUUUAUGGUUUUUUUUUUUCAGGAAUAAGUAUGGAUUUCAUGUAGUUCUGCAUUUUCUUGCUACAGAGAAUUUUAUGUAACAAUGCAAAGUAUUUUCUCAACGUGGUUCUUCAGGAAAAUCUACAGCUGUUAGAUUUAGUAACCCACUUUUUCCCUCCACUCGCGCCUUUCAUCCGGUUUUUUUCUUCUCCACAGAGUAUACAUUUGAGGUUUAUGUUCCUCUGGUUUCAAUCUUGGCAUCUUUCAAAAUUUGCAGUCUGCCACCUGUUCCUGAGCCCCUCCUUACAUUUGUAUGAGUUUCCCAUUCAAGAGGAUUUUCCAGUAUUUCUCUACCUUUUUUCCCCCCUAAGUGAAAAUUCAGUGUAGGCAAUUAAAAAAAAAAGAAGUCUUUGAAAGGGAAGUAGUAAAUGUUCUUGAGUGUAAUGUUUCAAAGGUACUCUGUACCUAACUGAAGAAAAUGGGUCUUGCUGGUAGGUGGAGAUUAUUUUUAUAAAAGUUGACUUACUUUAUGUCCUAGGUUAUUGAAGGACAUGGUUGCAAGCAGCCAGGCUGAUUUAGGGCUGUUAAUUGUUACAGUACUUAGUUUUUGUGUUAGUAACAGAGAGGUUGUGUUAUUCCAACUGCUUUCAAAUUUGGGAAAUUAAUGUUUUGCUGAAAAUAACAUUUACAGUUUCCUUAUUGCUCUAAAUUUUAAGCAACACUACAUAGAACUGUCCAUGCAUCAGUUAUCCAGUAGUUGCACAAUGGUACGAUGUGAAGUGUGUUUUGAUUUCAAUUUGCAAAGCAAUCAGACAGUGUGUUGGUUUGCGCGUCAGUUUACAGUUUUCACAUACUUGCUGUUCUAGAACUGCAUCUGUAUUAGUAAAAAAGUAAGAACAGGAUUGUUAAAGAAGAGAUAGCUAUUUGUAGAUGUAAGCUUCACUGCUAAUGCCCUUAAAGUCAUGACUUGUGAGUGGAUACCCUGUCUGAUCUAGAGAUCCGCUCUUGCUCAGAACAGCAGAGGGUUUUUCCAGCAUUGAUUGUGACUCCGGAUGCUCGGGGAGAUGGAAUCAGCUGCACAGUCAUUGAAAGCUGCCUUUGCACGCCUGUGUGAGCAGUUCAUUCACUGUGCCCAUGGGGACACAUGCUGGUCAUACAGAACAGGGCUGCAUCACAAAAACACUCUGCAGAAUUCCACCAGCCUGAAGACGGGGUGCUCCAAGGCUGAUACAUAGGCUUGUUCUGAGACAAGCUAAAAAAACUCAGUUGAAAAUGGCUAAAAUUUAGUGACACAGCAGUGUGAAGUUGGUUUGAAUAUUCAUAAAGCAGAUUUAUGUACCUCCAGAUGUUCAGUAUCAUCAGUGCAUGUCUCACUUCCUACUCCCUUCGAGAGUACUGAUAAUGCCACAAAAAUUGACAGACAAACAAGGCCAGCAGAAACCUACAAAACAAAAGGUAAGUAUGUCGAAUUUGUGGGAUAAAUCUGUGUGUUUGGGGACAUCUACGGCACCUCGUCACUCUCUGUGCCGCAGGGACUCUGUUUUAGAUGGUGGUGAUUGGGCAUUUCGUGGAAGGCGUGUCUCUGCACUAAGGUCUGUGGAUGGCAGCUUGGCAAUUAACAUCAAUGCUUUGCCACAGCAACUCUUACAAACUGCUAGUUUAGCAGUACCUUUUAAUGCAUUACGGUUUAGACUUCACAUUUGAUAUUUCUAAUGAUAAAUGCAGGUCAUUAUUUAAAGGAGUAUAUUCAAAUAGGAUAUAAAGCAAGAGCGGGGCUUGGCCUUCCUGUUUUGGUUGGACACAGGGUUUCAGAAGAUGCUGAACAGACUUGCAGCAGAUGUGUAUUUGGAACCUCCAGCAUUACCCAACAGACUAGUAACGUAUCAGUGCAAACCACAAAGACGAAAAACCAGUGUUACCACUUCCUGUCAUCCUCUGUGCAGAAACCUGCUCUUUGUGUUUUAAAAUUGUUUGUCCUGUUACUUCAAAGAAUUAUUGGUCUGUCUCCAGUCAUGUGUGACAUUGUUCUCCUUGAGAGGAAGCCAAAAAGCUGUGAAAAGAACCCGAUCUUGUUUGAAUUAAGACUGUUUCUGCUGUGCUGAACCUUUCAGUCCUCACACACCCAAUAUUCAGAAUGCUUGUGGACAUUUUAAACGAAGACUUUGAGCAUGCAUUGUUCCCAUACAUUUGGGAUAUUGAAAAUCUGAAAUUUCAUUUUCUUAUCUUUUGGGAUUUUUGUGGGUUUUUUUUCCAUGGUUUGUUUUUUAUUUUAACUGCUUUGGAAUAUAAUAUCUAAAAAGGUAAAGAUUAGUUUUCGAUAGCUUUGACUGAAUAAGAGCUUGAAAGGACUUAAUGCUUGGCUUUAAGUUAAUUGGUAUUUUGAGUAAAAGACAGAAUCUACAUGUUCCUUAGUGUAUUUAAGCUUCUCUUUGUCUAAUGCUCAGGCAUCUCAAUUCUUCUCACCAAAUUAUUUUUCCUAUUUACCGGCCUUGGGCCCAAGGCAAUCAUAUUUACAGUGUCAUUGAAAAUUAUAAGACUCUGACGAUCAAAGAAAUCAUCUGACAUAUGAGACAAUAGAACUGAUCAAGCAUGAAAGACAGACAAUAAGUAUCUGCUUGGAGAUAGACCAUCUUGUGAAGUAGAGCCAAAGAUGACAGAUUAUGUUUCCCUCCUUGAACAGAUGAGAGACCUUACUUUGGAAAAAGCUACCUACAAGUCAGAAAACGUAACAGCAGCCAGAUUUGUUGUCUUCCCCAGCAAGGCUACGUCAGGACAACCAAAGUCUUCCCAUGUGGAUACAUUUUCUCAGUCUCAACUUACUGUUCAAGAGAGGGAUCAUCUGGGAUCUAGCAGAGUCUUCAAGCAGAAAGUCAGUCACGGUGCCCUUUCCCUCCCACAUCUGGAAGGUCAAGCAAAGCAUGGUUUGGUUGCAGACACUGCAAACCCUCCCCCCCUUGAAAGCAGCCUGCCUCAGAUAACAAAUAAGAGCUUGCAGAAUGUCCUCCCCUCUCUUCAGGAAAACAGAAGUCAAGGCAAUUUUUCCCAAUUUAACCUUCUGGACAGUCUUCCUGAAAGUGAUACCAGAGCCCAGACAAAACCUUCAGAACUAGAAAGCACCAGCAUCAGUGUCAAACUGCCUAUGACAGCUUCAGAAGCCUUGAAAAAUUUUAGAAACCAGUUAACAGUCUAUGAGCAAAAAGAAAUUUUCAAUUAUACAGAGCUAUGGUUUCUUGGGCUGGAAGCUAAAAAGAUUGAAGGUUUGCCUGAAACCCAGAAUAAUAAUUGUUACGAUGAUGAGCAUGGUUCCUACUUAAAGGUUUUGCAUGACCAUAUUGCAUACCGAUAUGAAGUGUUGGAGGUGAUUGGGAAAGGGUCAUUUGGGCAGGUGGCUAAAUGCUUGGAUCAUAAAACCAAUGAAUUAGUGGCAUUGAAAAUAAUAAGGAAUAAGAAAAGAUUUCACAGCCAGGCUUUGGUAGAAGUGAAGAUUCUUGAUGCUCUCCUGAAGAAGGACAAAGAUGAUACUCACAAUAUCAUCCAUAUGAAGGAAUACUUCUACUUUCGCAAUCACUUCUGUAUUUCCUUUGAACUUCUGGGAAUAAAUUUGUAUGAGUUGAUCAAAAAGAACAAUUUCCAAGGUUUCAGUUUGUCUUUAAUUCGACACUUCACUCAGUGUGUGCUGAGAUGUUUACAAGUGCUCUACCAGGAAAGAAUCAUUCACUGUGAUCUGAAGCCUGAGAACAUUUUAUUAUACCACAAAGGCCAAGGUUCGGUUAAAGUUAUUGAUUUUGGAUCAAGCUGCUACGAACACCAAAGAGUGUACACCUAUGUUCAGAGCCGGUUUUAUCGCUCGCCUGAAGUGAUCCUUGGUCAUCCUUAUGCUAUGGCUGUUGAUAUGUGGAGCUUAGGCUGUAUCAUGGCUGAGCUUUACACAGGCUACCCACUGUUUCCAGGGGAAAAUGAAGUUGACCAACUUGCCUGCAUCAUGGAGGUAUUGGGUCUUCCACCAGCUGAUUUCAUCCAGGCUGCAUCAAGAAAGCGAACGUUCUUUGAUUCCAAAGGUUUUCCUAAAUCCAUAACAAACAGCAAGGGAAAAAAGAGAUGCCCAGAUUCCAAGGAUCUAAGCACAGUGCUGAAAACCCAUGAUGCUGGUUUCUUGGACUUUCUGAAAGGAUGUCUAAUGUGGGAUCCUGCCCUGCGCAUGACUCCUGAUGAAGCAAUGAAGCACACAUGGAUCCAGGAACCAAAAAUAUACAGAGCAAAACAGAAAACACAGGCUUCAGGGAAGAUGAGUGACGGCUCUUUCUAUGCUCCAGAAAAGAAAAAAGAGAAUAUUCAAAAUAUCUGGAAAGAUACGGCUGACAAAGUGAAAAGUAAACUGGCUGAAAGACUGACUCCCACUGUGCCCUCCACAGGCACAAAAGAAAAUGAUGUGCAGAACACAAGGAAACUUGUUAUUCCAGAGAAACAUUUGGAGACCCAAAUGGAAAAGCCUAUAAAAAAUGAUCAAGCAGAACACAAUGGUGACACAGCUCUUCCAAAAAAUUCUCUUUUCUUCCCACCAAUUAAGUAAUACACAGCACAAGCAAUGAUUGGUUCAGUUGCAUACCUGAUAUAUUUUGUAGGCAUUAUUUGUACUCAGGAAUAUAAGCUGCAUCUGUCUGUACACGGGCUGUGCACACUGUAAGUAUAUUUAAUGUUCAUUUUAUCCUGAAAUAGUCCAGGCAACCAAAACAGAAUUUGAAAACCAUUCCUUUUGCUCAUCUACAUCUUUGUUGUGAUCAGAGAUCCUUCACAACCAGCAGCAAUAAAAUGGAGACUGUAGAGGUAGAGUGGCUUAUGUUUGAUGUUACAACAGACUUGAUUUUCAGAUUUUUCGUGGAGCUGAAAGAACAAAUCCAUUGAUUGAAGAAUCUGAAUCCUUCCACUUACAUCAGCGUAAAUCAGGAAUAAUUAAGGGAUAGGAUUACUGGAUUUACUUCUGUGUUAAAAAAAAAAAGAAAAAUUAAACCCAGCACCUUCACUUCCCUCCUUCUCUAUCUCCCACUUUUUUUAUAGUGAAGCACUAGAUGGAAGUCAUUGUCACACCUUCUUAGCAGAUUUAGAAAUGUAAAUUAUGUUCUUUAGCUCUUUAGCAGCAACAGAGUGGUAUUCUGGGCCCGCUUCUGCAGAGACUCCACUUAGUAUUCAUAUUAACAGGAAGGAUGGAUUAAAGCAAGCUGUUUUGAUUCAGGGAAAUUGUCCUCACAGGAAUUUUAACUUAAUACUCUGAAAAAAACAGAUUUCUAUUAUCCCUAUGAUUUCUAUGUUUAAUUAAUUUAAACAUUUAGCUCUUGGACUAUCUUUUCAUUGCAUUGGUAAAGCACCCACCUCAUUAUGACUCUUACACUUUACUGCGGCUUAUAGGUAGUACUGCAAUUUAAAAGAAAACAAUGAGGAAAAUUGUCCUACAAAAUCCAGCUGCUACUGUAGCAGUGAUAUUGGAGUAGUCUCAAGACAAAUAGGUGUUGGUAGGUGUUAAGAGCCACCAUAACAGCAAACUCCUGCAGGCUCUUUGUGCAAAAGGAAAACCCAAAUGAUAUGAAAAUGGUCCUAACAUGGUUCUAAUAUAACAGUGAGUAAACAAGGCAUCUGACAGGGCACAGAGUGACUGCACAACAAAAGGCCUAUAGCAGGUGUGCUUUCCUGCUGAGUAGAAAGUUAACGGUAGUGGUCAUCUAGGAGAAAAUGGACUGCACAAUGCAGCAUGACCGUUCUGUUGGCUUCAGGCAAACCCUGGGACUCGUGAAGAAACACCUGGAAAAUGAGUAACUCAUGCAGGGCAAUAGCCCAUUAUUAAGUGUAAUUGAGCAGUGAAUUACAAGGAGUUUUUGGCAGACAAAUAUCAUCCUGCUGAGAUGCAGACAUUACUGACAAGCAGCCCAGCUGGCAGUACCAGAAGUGUCUGUAUCUCUGGCUUCAGAGAUACUCCUUUGCAGCUAAACUCUCCUGGAGACUAGAAAAUGCUCCCAUUCAUUACCAGAGUGAUGUACUGGGAAAAGUGAGUUCUGUUAUGCACCACGUUUUGGUGAUUGCACAGAAUACCCAGGGAGGGUAAGCAUCUUGUAGAAUGCAGGCAGGGCCCUUACCACAUUUCAGCUCCCUGGUGGGAGUUGAAUGAAGCAGUUAGGCUCGUCAUCAGUUUUAGGGAAUAUUCAGAUGGGUUUUUGCAGAUACUUGGAAAAUAUUUUGGCUGUUUGUUUGCAAGUAACACAGAAGGUAAGAAGCAAAGGGUUUAUGUUUAAGUGCAAGGAUUCAGUGUAGACCAAGAGCCCCAAGAGUACUUAUCCUGAUAACACUUAAUGUAAAAGGUCAGAUCCUUAUAACCU